AUGUUUAAAAUCCUACUGUGCGCUUUUCUUGGCGGCAGCGCCUCGUGGUUGUAUCUUCAGCAGAAGUGCGCAGAGAGCAACUACUUCCGAGCAGGCGAACACUUGAUCACCAACGUGAUCAGAAGUCAUUCGCUUCCAAGUUUAUACGAGGCCGAUAUCGAUAGUCUUGCAGAAGGCCUCGAACGCAACGAGUUUACUAGUGUCGAUUUGACCUAUAUUGCCCGAAUCAAUGAAGUGAAAAGCAUCCUACACGCGGUCACCGAAGUGAAUCCCGAUGCUUUAGCUAUUGCCUCCGCGCUCGACAAGGAGCGUUCAGGUGGCAUAGUUCGCGGUUCCCUGCAUGGAAUUCCUAUUUCAAUCAAAGACACGAUUGUCACAAACGGUAAAUUGAACAACACUGUUGGGUCAUACGCUCUCGUUGGAGCCAAGGUACCUACAGAUUCAACGGUCGCGAAGAAGCUUCGAGAAGCAGGAGCCAUCAUUUUGGGAAAAAGGAUCCUAGUGAAUGGGGCAACUUCAGAAUAUCUCUCAAUUCCAGCAACGGCUGGUCGGCUUAUGGCGGACAAACCUACGGGCCUUUAUAUCCUCACCAGGAUCCCUCCGGUAGCUCGAGCGGCAGUGCGGUGGCAGCUGCUCUGCUUGGGUGGUGAGACCUCCGGCUCCAUAAGAGAUCCCGCUAAUUACAACAACAUUGUUGGAAUGAAGCCCACUGUGGGAAUGGUGUCGCGUCAUCUCGUGAUUCCCAUCAGCCAGCACAUGGAUACCAUUGGCCCGAUGACUAAAACUGGGAAAGACUUUGCCUAUGUACUACAAACCAUCGCCGGCAUUGACCCGUUCGACAACUAUACUUCUGCUAUUCCGUGUCAGACUGAUAUGGAUUUUGUUCGCGCUUGCAAUCUCUCGGCUCUUACUGAUGUUCGGUUGGGCGUACCACGCAAUGUUAUAUCUCUCAUGUCGACUAAUAGCACACAGUCGGUCAUUGAGGAAUUCGAGAAGUCAUUAGAUGUUCUGCGUUCCUCUGGCGCUACCAUAGUUAACGACACCGACUUUACGGCUGCAGAAGACUACAUUGAUGACGAACUACUCAGCGGCGAAAUCAUGGGUGGUGAUUUCGUUGUCAACAUCGCGCAAUAUCUGAAUCAGCUGGCCUACAAUCCGCACAGCCUUACAAAUCUUGUCGACUUGCGCCAAUGGACUCAGUCAAGCCCUUUGGAGGGAUACCCGCGCAAACCCACAGAACUCUGGGAUGCUUCGUUGUAG
Molecule: messenger RNA, 1260 nt
Organism: Akanthomyces muscarius
Lineage: Eukaryota; Fungi; Ascomycota; Sordariomycetes; Hypocreales; Cordycipitaceae
Exons: 6
Coding region: 1-1260 (419 amino acids)
Source: RefSeq, a predicted model, not a curated record